This is a messenger RNA of Pseudopipra pipra, 3171 nucleotides long. RefSeq names its product GATA binding protein 6 (gene GATA6). NCBI's taxonomy places the organism in Eukaryota, Metazoa, Chordata, Aves, Passeriformes, Pipridae. Bases 147 to 1712 code for a protein of 521 amino acids. Gene Ontology annotation, biological process: positive regulation of transcription by RNA polymerase II; cell fate commitment; negative regulation of transcription by RNA polymerase II. The record is from RefSeq and is a predicted model, not a curated record. The transcript is spliced from 7 exons. Gene Ontology annotation, cellular component: nucleus. Gene Ontology annotation, molecular function: zinc ion binding; RNA polymerase II cis-regulatory region sequence-specific DNA binding; DNA-binding transcription factor activity, RNA polymerase II-specific.
UCUCCUUUUUAUACAUGAACCGGCGGCCGCCGCCACCGGACUCGCCGCCGCCGCUCACGCCCGCCGCACUGGAUUUACCGCCCGCCGCGGCCUCGCGCCCCGGCCUCAUGCGGGGCAUCGGCACCAGCGGCUAGAAGGGGACCUGGAUGGCCGUGGCUGAAGGCGGCUGGUGCGCGGUGAAGCGGUGCGCUGCGGACGCCGGUGUUCCCUCCUGCCCCUUCGCCACCAGGGAGCCGCGCCCGUCUCCUCCUUCGCCCCCCUCCUCCUCGUCUUCCUCCGGCUCCCAGGGUGAACGCGGCUCUUCCAAGACUCCUCGGCCGGAGACCGACGACAGUCACCGGCCGGCCCCGCUGCCGCCCCCCGCCGCCGAAGGCAGGUCUCUGCUCGCCCCCUACGUGCACUUCGGGGCCCCCCACCCCUCCGGCCGGCUCAGCUGGGAGGACAUUCUGCUCUUCGCGGACUUAGACCAAACCAACAAGCUGAUCUGGUCCAGCCGCGGCCCCAAGCUGAGCGCCCUCGGCGCCGAGCAACCCGAGGAGAUGUACCAGACCCUCGCCAUCUCGGCCGCCCAGGGCCCCACGCCUUACGACGGAUCUCCGGGAGGCUUCAUGCACUCCACGCCCAGCUCGCCAGUGUACGUGCCCACGACCCGCGUGGGCUCCAUGCUGCCCACGCUGCCGUACCUGCAAGGCAGCGGGGCGGCCCAGCCCAGCCACCCGGGCGGCGGCCACGCCGUCUGGUCCCAGCCAGCCGCGGAAAGCCCUUCGUACAGCACCGGCGGCGGCUCCCACCCCUCGGGCCGCUUCCCCUAUUCGCCCAGCCCGCCGGUGGCCAACGGGGCCUCCCGGGAGCCCGGUGCCUACAGCAACAGCCUGGGCGCCAGGGACCAGUACAGCCCCCUGGCCCGGCCGCUCAAUGGCUCCUACCCGGGGCCCUACACGUCCUACGUGGGGCCGCAGCUCACCCCCGCCUGGCCCACGGCGCCUUUCGAGAACUCCAUGCUGCACUGCCUCCAGGGCCGGGCCGCCCCCAUCCCCGUCCGGGCACCCAGCUCAGAGCUGCUGGAGGACCUGUCCGAGAGCCGGGAGUGCGUCAACUGCGGCUCCAUCCAGACCCCGCUGUGGAGGAGAGAUGGCACCGGCAACUACCUGUGCAACGCCUGCGGGCUCUACACCAAAAUGAACGGCCUCAGCCGACCCCUCAUCAAGCCCCAAAAGAGAGUGCCUUCCUCGCGGCGGCUGGGCUUGUCCUGUGCCAACUGCCACACCACGACCACCACCCUGUGGCGCAGGAAUGCGGAGGGUGAGCCCGUCUGCAACGCCUGCGGCCUCUACAUGAAGCUCCAUGGGGUUCCCCGACCUCUUGCUAUGAAAAAAGAAGGAAUUCAGACGAGGAAGCGAAAACCUAAGAACAUAAAUAAAUCAAAGGCAUGCUCUGGUAACAGUACUACUGCAGUUCCUAUGACUCCAACAUCCACAUCUUCUACUAACUCAGAUGACUGUAGCAAAACUGCUUCUCCCAGCGCACAGACUGCGGCCUCCGGGGCGAGCUCGUCAGUGAUGUCUGGCCCAGGAGAGAGCACCAGUCCCGAAAGCAGCAACCUUAAGUAUUCAGGUCAAGAUGGGCUAUACACAGGAGUCAGCCUGACCUCCACGGCUGAAGUGACAGCGUCUGUGAGACAAGAUCCCUGGUGUGCCCUGGCUCUGGCAUGACCCGAUGUGAGGGAAGCUGGAUCCUGGUGCUGCACGGCAGCCCCCAGAUGUCCACACACAGUUUCUCCUGUGGAGCGGUUGCAGCAGAAGCAAGAGUGCUGGCAAAGACCAUUCCUCUGAAAUAGUUUUUGAGCCUUGGUGGCAGAGGUGUUUUUCAACCUCUGAAAGAGGCUCUGCCAAAGCAUCCAGUUCCUCAUCUAUGCAAGAAAAAUAUAGGGAAAGCAAAUGACCACCGGGGGAUAGCUAAUGCAGCCUUACAAUCUCAAAAAAAACCCUCAAAACCCCCAAAACAAAUAAAAAAAAAAAGAAAAAAGAAAAAAAAGAAAAAGAAAAAAAAACAUAUAGACCUAGACCUAUUGACGGGUUCCAGAAAUACAUCUUCAACUUACCCAGCAGCGCUGCCUUUCUGAUUGCAUAGUUGUUUUCACUCUCUCAUCGCCUUUUCCCCUAGGAAUUUGGUGGAAGCCACCAUUGUCGGGGAGGAAGUAGCAAAGACUUUAAUUACCAGAGAUAGUGAGAUACUUUUUAAUGAGUGACAGAAGUGCGUGUGGCUUGAGUCGGCACAGACUUCUUGCACUGAACAUUUGAUAUCUUCGCCCUGUCAGACCUCUUCCCUCCUUUGCCCUCCAUCUUCAGUGUGCCUUGCUCUGCUCCUCAGAGCCCAGCUAUGCCCCUGGAAGAAAUCACAAUGUUUGGUACAAGUCCCACAAGGUCCAGCUGGUUAAGGAGAUUUUGGGGUUGGUUUUUUCCUGGUUUAAGAUAUUUACUCACUUUGCAAGACUACGAUAUAACUUUUAAAGUACACUGUGACUGAGAUUUAUGAAAGUUCAUAUUUUCUGGCUGAACUGUAUAGAGUCAGUCAAAAUUUGUAAACAGGGUAGCAAUCAGAUAUUUUUCUUCCAUAUAUACAAUAAUUUUUUUAAAGAAGUGCAAUUUGCGUUGCAGCAAUCAGUGUUAAAUCAUUUGCAUAAGAUUUAACAACGGUUUUUAUACGAAUGAAUGUAAACAUUUUAACUUAAUGGUACGUAAGUAAUUUAAAAGAAAAACUUAACUAGGCAUCCUUAGGCUUUUUAGCUCAACAAAAAUGCAUCCACUUUCUGUAUUUCCAGUUGUUAAAGCAAGAGUUUCAAAGAACAAGCCUUCUCUCAGGAAAAUUGCCCUAGCCAUUUGCUCAAAAGUGUUGUACAAAAAUGCAAAUGCAUCCCCAAGGCUUUUUUUGCCGUUGAGUAACUGUGUGCUGGAAAGAAACAAAUUGCAAUGAACCUUUACUACUACCUAACUGAUAUAUUUGUAAAUACUACAAAAGAUAUCUUGAAGGCAUCUUGAAAAUGUAGGAUGCAAUCUGUAUAGUGUGACUGACAUAUAGUUAGGUUGGUUUCCAUUGGUUUUUAAGUGGGAUGUCAUUUGGAAAGUUGUUUCAUCAGAGCUUUAAAAAUAAAAGGGUAUCAUUUUGAGAUUU